Molecule: messenger RNA, 1879 nt
Organism: Hemiscyllium ocellatum (epaulette shark)
Lineage: Eukaryota; Metazoa; Chordata; Chondrichthyes; Orectolobiformes; Hemiscylliidae
Gene: pigk
Product: phosphatidylinositol glycan anchor biosynthesis, class K
Exons: 11
Coding region: 11-1204 (397 amino acids)
Biological process (GO): proteolysis; attachment of GPI anchor to protein; protein localization to cell surface
Cellular component (GO): GPI-anchor transamidase complex
Molecular function (GO): GPI-anchor transamidase activity
Source: RefSeq, a predicted model, not a curated record
UCCGGUAAAGAUGGCGGCCCCCAGUGCCGGGUGGAAGCUGCCGCUCUCUCUGUGGAGCCUCGGGAUUGUUUUGGUUCUGCUCGCCAGCCGCGGCGCUCCUGGGGCGGAAGGAGUGCAGACUCGAGUAAAGCAGUUCUUGAGAAGCGGUCACACGAACAAUUGGGCUGUGCUGGUGUGCACAUCCCGAUUCUGGUUCAACUAUCGCCAUGUUGCCAAUACAUUGUCAAUUUAUAGGAGUGUCAAGAGACUGGGAAUCCCAGACAGUCACAUUGUGCUGAUGCUUGCUGAUGACAUGGCGUGUAACCCACGAAACCCCAAGCCUGCCACAAUCUUCAGUCACAAGAACAUGGAGCUGAAUGUCUAUGGGGACAAUGUUGAAGUUGACUACCGCGGCUACGAGGUCACCGUUGAAAACUUCUUACGGGUGCUGACAGGCCGGCUCCCUCCCAGCACUCCCCGAUCCAAGCGCCUGCUUUCAGAUGACAGGAGUAACGUUCUCAUCUACAUGACGGGACACGGAGGCAAUGGUUUCCUGAAAUUCCAGGAUUCUGAGGAAAUUACAAAUAUUGAACUCGGUGAUGCCUUCGAGCAGAUGUGGCAAAAGCGAAGGUACCAUGAAUUGCUUUUCAUCAUCGACACUUGCCAGGGGGCCUCCAUGUAUGAGAAAUUUUACUCUCCAAACAUUCUGGCUCUGGCCAGCAGUCAGAUUGGGGAAGACUCGCUCUCACAUCAGCCAGAUCUCGCUAUUGGGGUCCACCUGAUGGACAGAUACACUUAUUAUCUCCUGGAGUUUUUAGAAGAUAUUCACCCAGCGAGUCAGAAUAACAUGAACGACCUGUUCAAAGUUUGCCCCCCAAGCCUGUGUGUUUCUACUCCAGGGCACAGGAGUGUCCUGUUUCAGAGGGACCCCAGAAGCGUUCUCAUUACAGACUUCUUUGGCAGUGUGCGCAAGGUGGAAAUAACAAGUGAUAUCAUCCGACUGACCCAGAAUGACACUGAAACCGAGCAGAGCGAUGUAACAGAAAGCCAGACAGCUCCAGUGCUGAAAUAUGUGGAUCAACUUGCUGUGGCACAGAUAAUUCAUCAGAAACCAAAGCAAACAGACUGGCAUCCGCCAGACGGCUUUAUCCUGGGCCUCUGGACACUGAUCCUGCUCGUCUUCUUCAAAAGCUACGGACUGAAGCACCUCAAGCACGUAUUCUGAGAGACCGUACAGAGCUGGCAAUGAGAGGGGCUGGUUUCCUUGGCUCCAACCCUUCCCUUCAAAAAAAGAUCAAAUACUGUUGGUUUGAUGCACUGUGCUGUAAAUUAUUCUUACUUGAAUUUCGCGGGGUAUUUUAAUUUCUAUUUUGGGAUGUGGUUUGAGGGUAGCCUAACGGGCGAAGGGGUAGUUUCAGUGUGCGAUAUGUGUAAAUGGGUUGUUGUGUAAGCACCCCUGACAGUAAGGUGGUGCAGAGGAAAACCUGACUCUCCCGAAAACAGAGAGAGUCCUGCUCCAUUUGCAAUAAAUCACACCGUGACAAUGGAUUCAUGCUCCAUUUGCACCAUGACCUCCCAACAUUGAUGCGAAAUAGGGCAUUGCAUGGAGACUACACCAUGACGGUAGCCAGAAAAUAAAUGCUUUGGUUACAUAGAAACAGGAGUAGGCCAUUCAGCCCCUCGAGAUCCUUCCUCCAUUCAGUGACGUCAUGGCUGAUCUGUGGUCUAGCUGCAUUUUUCUGUUGUUGGUCCAUAUCCUUUGCUUAAAAUAAAUUAUCUAUAUCAAAUGUAAAAUCAACAAUGUAUCCUGCGUCUAUUGCCAUUUGUGGAAGAGAUUUCCAAGUAACUACCAUCCAUAAUUGGUUAUGAUAAUAAACUAAACUCUGUAAUGCCUGAUAAA